This is a messenger RNA of Ictalurus punctatus (channel catfish), 3059 nucleotides long. RefSeq names its product glucose-6-phosphate 1-dehydrogenase. NCBI's taxonomy places the organism in Eukaryota, Metazoa, Chordata, Actinopteri, Siluriformes, Ictaluridae. Gene Ontology annotation, biological process: pentose-phosphate shunt, oxidative branch; glucose metabolic process. Gene Ontology annotation, cellular component: cytosol. The record is from RefSeq and is a predicted model, not a curated record. Bases 393 to 1934 code for a protein of 513 amino acids. Gene Ontology annotation, molecular function: glucose-6-phosphate dehydrogenase activity; NADP binding. The transcript has 12 exons.
UUGACUUCACAUGGAAUGCUCCGCGUGCUGCGUGAGUGUGACCUAGAUAGUGUCUUCUCGCGUGCUGUUAUAAAUCAGCUUAUCUGACUUGUAUGCUAGGUUAUUAACCUAAAACUUUUAAUGCAAGCUUCAAACGGAGUUAUCGAUCACUGUUUGUAGCCAGUUGCUAGCUUGCUAACGUUUAUUAAUCUCAUGAGCAGGCCGGAAAGCUGCAGGGGCUCGCGGAUUACAUCCAUCGGCGCUGAAGCGUUUCAGCAAGGUGGCACGAGCUACCUUUAAAAUUAAGCUAAAUUAAGUGGAAAUCCGGUGUCGUUGAGCUAGUGCUCGUGUGUUUUCGUUUCGUUUCGUUUCGCAGUUGCAGUGAACGCUCGUCCUGCUCGUUGUUAGGAGUCAUGAGUUCAUUAGCGCGCUCCCAGUCCGAGGUGUUUGGAGAAAUCCGGAAGGAGCUCUAUGAUGACCAUGAAUUUCGACAGGUUACUCAUGUCUUCGUUAUCAUGGGCGCCUCGGGAGAUCUUGCGAAGAAGAAGAUUUACCCAACCCUUUGGUGGCUCUUUAAGGAUGGGCUCCUGCCAGAGGAGACGUACUUUGUUGGGUUUGCGCGUUCCCGGCUGACCCUGGAUGACAUCCGCGCUGCCUCUUUACCGUACAUGAAGGUUAAAGACGUGGAUAAUGAGCGCGUCUCAGCAUUUUUCCAAAGGAACUCGUACCUGUCCGGACGCUAUACAGAGGGAGAGUCGUUCUCACAACUGCAGUCCCACCUGAACUCUUUGUGCCAUGGUACAGAUGCCAACUACAUCUUCUACCUGGCACUGCCACCCACCGUCUACCACAGCGUCACCGCCAACAUUCGCCAGCACUGCAUGAGCAACAAGGGUUGGAGCAGGCUGAUUGUGGAGAAACCGUUCGGCCGGGAUCUGCAGAGCUCAGAGGAAUUGUCAGCACACCUGUCAUCCCUCUUCACUGAAGAUCAGAUCUACCGCAUAGACCACUAUCUGGGCAAGGAGAUGGUGCAGAACCUCAUGGUACUCAGGUUUGGGAACCGAAUUUUCGGCCCUAUCUGGAAUAGGGACAGUGUGGCCUGCGUCGUUCUCACUUUUAAAGAACCCUUUGGAACUUAUGGGAGAGGAGGAUACUUUGAUGACUUUGGUAUUAUCCGCGAUGUCAUGCAAAAUCAUCUUCUCCAGAUGCUCACCUUGGUUGCCAUGGAGAAGCCUGCCUCCACCAACUCGGAUGAUGUGAGAGAUGAGAAGGUGAAGGUAUUGAAGUGCAUAGCACCAGUGACUCUAGGUGAUGUUGUGCUGGGGCGGUAUGAGGGAAACCCUGCUGGGGAAGGGGAGGCUAAACUGGGUUACUUGAACGACCCCACCGUUCCCCAAGGCUCCCACACGGCCACUUUCGCCACUGUGGUGCUCUACGUGCAUAACGAGCGCUGGGAAGGGGUUCCCUUCAUCCUGCGCUGUGGAAAGGCCUUGAACGAGCGCAAGGCUGAGGUGAGGCUGCAGUUCACGGACGUGCCAGGUGACAUCUUUCAUUCGCAGUGCCAGAGGAACGAGCUGGUGGUGCGCGUGCAGCCUGAUGAGGCUAUUUAUGCCAAAAUGAUGAGCAAAAAGCCUGGGGUGUACUUCAACCCUGAGGAGACGGAGCUGGACCUGACCUACCGUAGCAGAUACAAGGACGUGAAGCUUCCCGAUGCCUACGAGCGUCUAAUUCUGGACGUGUUCAGCGGAAGUCAGAUGCACUUUGUGCGCAGUGAUGAGCUCAGGGAAGCCUGGAGAAUCUUCACCCCUCUCCUCCACCAGAUAGAAGCAGAAAGGACACAACCAAUCCCUUAUGUGUAUGGAAGCCGUGGACCGAAAGAGGCAGACGAGCUGAUGCAGAGGGCAGGAUUCCACUACGGAGGGACGUACAAGUGGGUCAACCCUCAUCCGGUGUAACACUCCAAUCACUGAUUGUUGCUUGUCAAGAUUUAAUUCACCAAACUUAAAAUCAAACCCAAAUUCACCAGAUGAACCUCUUAAUCAAUGAAAGAGCUAAACUCACCAUGUACUCAAGCUUCCUGUUUUCUAAAAACGUACUCUUCUUCCCCUCUGUGAAUGUUUUGUACAACUGGGAACAUGUUUACAGCUACCUUUUUUUUUUCCUCUCCCAAAUCACUAUGAUUACACUCCUUACCUCUUCAUUGAGUGCUAAUGCUUCUCUUGACUGUGUUUUGAGAUUUGAAUGUGAUUUGCAAGCUCUUUUUCAAUCUCUGACCAAAUCGUAGCAAACUUUAAUUACAUUAUUCCGUGCAAUGAGCUUCACCUUCAUUUUUCUCCAGAGAGAGACAGGAACAGCAGAAUAUAAGCACGUUUCUAGAAAUGGUGUGUACUGGUGGUGUAAGAGUUAAAAGCAAGAAGUUCAGUAUUUUCUAUAACGUUAUAGACGAGCGGUGUUGCUGCUGUUUUUAUAGUAUAUACAGUAUGUUACAGUACUUUUUUUGUUUUCAGAGUCAAUACAGGCUGUUUCCUGAAAGCUAAGAAUGCUAAUUCGGGUUGUUAGACACGUGGAGCAUAGGCGUGUGUGGCUCAACAAACAGUCAGUCAGCGAGGUAGAACAGUGUGCAAUAUAUUUAGAAUUCACCAUUCUGUGUAAAUAAAUAAAAUAAAAGUAAUUUCCAACCUGCUUUAAAAUCACUUAAAUCUUCAGGCCAGGUCUAGACACAUUCCAAUCAGUCUUCACGUCUUCGGUAAGUUUGCGUGCUUAAAUUGAGAAGUGUGAAGUCACUGACCCUGCUGGUUGUGACUCUUGCUCUCAGGUACCUGGCCUAGACCGGAGGGAAUGUUGUCACAUGUCAGCUCGGAGGAUAAACCAGUGGCGUGGUAUAAACUGGAAUGUGUUAAGUGGAUAAACUCUGUGUUAACAACAAACUGGAAUUUGCUGCAGUCAUCUACUUGUAGGUGUUUUCCUAUACUUUGGAGUUCAGUCUUAUUAAAAUAAAAAAGCACCACUUCAUACCUAAAUGUUUGGUGUUUUAUGUUAACUGCAAGCGUUUCUUAAUAAAAAAAUAAACAAACAUGAAA